AUGGCGGCACGGGGGAAGCUGAUCGCUGUGAUCGGAGAGGAGGACACUGUUACAGGUUUCCUGCCGGGUGGCAUCGGGGAGCUCAACAAGAACCGCUGUCCGAAUUUCCUGGUGGUGGAGAAGGACACGACCAUCAAUGAAAUCGAGGACACCUUUCGGCAGUUUCUACAACGAGAAGACAUUGGUAUCAUCCUCAUCAACCAAUAUAUCACAGAGAUGAUACGGCAUAUAUUGGAUUCCUACACACACUCAGUGCCGGCCAUUUUGGAGAUCCCUUCCAAGGAACAUCCCUAUGAUGCAGCCAAGGACUACAUCAUACGGCGUGCCCGAACCAUGUUCACUGCUGAAGAACACUAAGGAAAACUCCACAUCACCCUUCCCUGAACAUGUCAUAUUCCACUACUGAAAUGAAAGGGGAAGGGCUCACAGUACUUGCU
This is a messenger RNA of Gracilinanus agilis (Agile Gracile Mouse Opossum), 437 nucleotides long. Its product is annotated as V-type proton ATPase subunit F-like. Gene Ontology annotation, cellular component: proton-transporting V-type ATPase, V1 domain; membrane. Gene Ontology annotation, biological process: proton transmembrane transport. The record is from RefSeq and is a predicted model, not a curated record. Gene Ontology annotation, molecular function: proton-transporting ATPase activity, rotational mechanism. The transcript has a single exon. The coding region runs from base 1 to 357 and encodes 118 amino acids. NCBI's taxonomy places the organism in Eukaryota, Metazoa, Chordata, Mammalia, Didelphimorphia, Didelphidae.